This is a messenger RNA of Drosophila subpulchrella, 1812 nucleotides long. RefSeq lists its product as uncharacterized. The transcript is spliced from 3 exons. Lineage: Eukaryota; Metazoa; Arthropoda; Insecta; Diptera; Drosophilidae. Bases 1452 to 1805 code for a protein of 117 amino acids. The record is from RefSeq and is a predicted model, not a curated record.
UUAAAGGAGGUCAGUGCAGAUGAAAACGGACGCCUAAUCCAAGCUGUUGUCCAUUAUUGUGGGACUUGACCGACAGGAAGCAAUACCAUAACAGGGGCAAAGGAACAGUGGGAGGGACCAUGGCGAGUGGACUUCGAUCUCCACAUGGACAUCCUCCCGGGCGUGUCCUCGUAAAUAAACAGAACCACCGGUAAUACGAUAUACGACGACCUCUUCAAUAGGACUCCGGACAUCACCACCAUCAGCUACUUGUCCAGCUUAAGCGGAGCUUGAGGACUCGCUGACCUAUAGGUUUAAAUCCAUUAACGACCUAUUAAUCCGACGGUUACCCAUUUAUAAUUUGUUAUUUACAAGUAACGAGAUACAGUAUUUUGCAUUUAUAUCGAACAGAGUAAGUAAAAGCAAAACCGACUACAAAACACGUAAAUUUAUGAGUCAAGCGCUUAGGUUAGAUAUUAUAAGUCAGCCAUGGAAGCAAUCCAAUACCAGUUGAAACUAUUAACAUCAUGCAUUUUAAUAACAUACAAAAAAAUUUUGAAAUAAAGAGAAUGUUAGUACGUAGUUUGAAGCUACCUACAUUAUUUUUCUAGAUGUGCCGCGAACUUAAUAAAUGAGUUACACGCAAACUCGUCGACUCCUUUGAGCCUUGUAAAAACUUAAUUAUUGUGUAAAGAUUGAUGUCAGCAUCAUAGCAAUCCGAGAUAUUUCAUUUCUAUUCUAUUCUUUAAUCAAGCAACAUCAACGAAUAUCUCAAGACUGAUUCUUUGGAAACUUUUUGAGUGAUACCAGCGUGUACAGGAAGAAAAUAUUAGUCUAGAAAUGGUGGAUUUUUUAUAUAUGGGAUCAAUAUUUCGAGCCGUUGGAUGGCUCCUGGGCCUGCACCAACAAAUUGCUUAUUGGUGUUAAAAUAUAUGUUCUCAAAUCAAAAAAAAAGUAUAAAAAUCGCCUAAGCUCGUAAAAAGUACUGAGUAAAAGCACUGAAAUACUGAAUCGAUUUGCGUGUGCGGUUCCAUUUUCCUAUAGUCUAGUACUCACAUCGACGAAAACCGCUAGCCAUAGGAGUGAGCGAGCGGCAAAUACGCGGCAAACGCUUUUCGUCGGGCCUGUAUUUCAGUGCGGCUCUCAGAUGAGCUAAGGAAAUACCAGAAAAAAAAUAGCUGAUCUAGCGAGUAAAUUUUGAUGAACGCCGUUAGCCGCGACCCAAAGAUUAAAAUAUGUAUUCUUCGGCGGUGUUCGUGCAAAAGCGGUGCCAAAGCUAAAAAUUAAUAAUGGCAGGAAAACUCCAAAAUCGCCUGCAGGAGGUCAGUGUAGAUGAAAAGGGACGCCUAAUCCAAGCUGUUACCCAUUAAUGUGAGACUUCACCGACAGACAGCAAUAGCACAAUGGGGUAAAUCCGCAGAAUAGUAGAAGUGCUGGAUGAGAUCCAAUAGAAAAUCCCAGAGGGAAGGAACAUGACGACUGGGACAUCGCCCCAUACAUCGACAUCCUGCCGGACGUAUCGUCGCAGAGAAAGAAGAACCACCGGAACGAUCUCCGAUGAGCUCUCCACUGGGGGACCACAGGACUCUACCUCCACCAGCUAUUUGGCAGCUAAAGCGGAGAUGGAGGAUGCGCUGGCUUCUAUAGGGAGGAGGAAAAAAAAGGCGCCCGCUAAGGGACAGCUGGAGAAGCCAUUGCCAGGAUGCUGGGCGACUUCCUGCAGCAUCAGGCGGAACAACCACGUUCCCAGCCCAACUCCGACUUCCUUUAGGUCCAAUAUGCUAUCGGCAUUCGGAGCUGGACUGCAGAUGGCGAGGCAUCCGUGAGACGAGA